This is a messenger RNA of Chelonoidis abingdonii (Abingdon island giant tortoise), 2090 nucleotides long. The record is from RefSeq and is a predicted model, not a curated record. NCBI's taxonomy places the organism in Eukaryota, Metazoa, Chordata, Testudines, Testudinidae.
UUCUGAACAUAAAGCUGUACUGUCCCUUCUGGCAGCUAUCUCCUUAGUUAUGGUCUUUAUUCUGGUUCAGAGGAGAUGCUCCCUGGUUUCGAAAAUAGCGAUGGCACUUGGGCUCUUGGGAGUCUACAGUUACCGGGCAGCCAUUGGAAAUGUUGUAUUUCCAUGGCAACAAGACAGCAAAGCUAUCUCAAAGGGAAUUAUUGAAGCUCGCUUUGUUUAUGUCUUUGUUCUUGGCAUAAUCUUCACUGGAACCAAAGAUUUACUGAAAUCACAGGUUAUAUCUGCAGACUGCAAGUCCAAGAGUAUUGGUUUAUGGGAAGUAUAUAGUGGAUUGGUUCUGCUAGCAGCCCUGCUAUUUAGACCCCAUAACCUGCCAGUUUUGGUGUUUUGCCUGCUGAUUCAAAUGAUAAUGACAAGAUGUAUCUGGAAGCCACUAAAAUUUGAUGCAGCUCAAAUUACUAUUAUGCAUUAUUGGUUUGGCCAAGCUUUCUUCUAUUUUCAGGGAAACUCAAAUGGUAUUGCUUCAGUGGAUAUUUCAGCUGGUUUUGUGGGAUUAGACAACUAUGUGGAAAUACCAGCAAUUUUUCUUACAGGAUUUGCAACAUAUGCAGGACCUUUGCUUUGGGCCAUUCACUUGCUGUGCUACUUGAGUUCUGAAAUUAGCAGGAAUUCGGCAGCAAUGGGUCAUGGCUGUUUCUGCUAUGCACUGAUAUGUUCAGUUCCUGUCACAGUCUACAUCAUUUUGGUAACAGGUCUGCGGUACCACUUGUUCAUAUGGAGUGUGUUCUCACCUAAACUUCUUUAUGAGGGAGUGUGUGUAUUCAUCACAGCUGCUGUUUGCCUCUUCUUUACAGCCCUGGAUCAGAACCGGUCUCAGAAAAUCCACGACUGAAAGUGAAUGUGUAGUUCCAAAGGCUGUCAUCACAGUACUCCACAGACUGGAGUCGUAUAAUGAAAAUAAUGGUUUUAAAUUAUCCUGUGAAAUUUAAUUCUUUCAUUUGUUGGAAAACGUGUAUGUUAUAAAAGGCUUGUUUUAUUUAAAUAGGUUUGUGUUUCAGAAUGUUUAAUCAGAGUAAACCCACCUUUUCGUCAUUAGUUACAGCUCCCUUAUUCUGUAUCAGUUAUUUCAGAACUCAGAUCUUUACCAUCUUCACCAUUGCAGCCACUACCAUCUUAUUUAAUGAGGCAUCAGAUACUAAGAACUUCCUUAGUAAUGAAGUCUUAUUGGUGUUUUGUCACUGUCACUCAUUGCCUUCAAUGUUAAGGGCCUGAUCCCGAUCAAUGGGAAAUAUCGGGCUUUAAAUGAGGACACACUUGACUGUCCUCAUUCAACUAGGUGAAAACUGUGCUCAUUAAGUUUAGAUUUCUUCGGUUAUUCUAAAAUUGCUGGUUUGGGGCACAAUCUUUAUACAGCUACUUUUAGCUAGACAAUAAAAUGUUAAAGGUAAUUCAUUAAAACCACAGUCCCAAAAGCCAUUAUAAACUGGAAUAACAUUAGUUUGAAGUAACCUUGUGGACUUUAGUCAUAAGAUUAAGGUGUGAUUGUAAAUUGAAGAAUAUUAUUUUUCUAUUGUGUGGAACAAAUAAUGGUCAAAUCUUACUUGUUUACGUAUAUUUGAGGUUGUUAAUGAGAAGGUUACUAGGUGAAGGCAAUAUGUAAUGCCAAGCCUACAUUGGUAGAUAUUUUAAUAGUUGAAGCCUGACAACUCACUGUGAUAUUAAAUAUUUUCAGUUCUAUUAAAUAAUAUGUAAUUCUAUAAACGUGAGUUCCUUGAAAUUGCAGAUUUGUGGAAAUACGUAUGUCAGUGCCUAGCAGGCAUUUAUGAAAUGAGAAAUAUGUAUUUUACAUGCUAUAAAUGUGUGGGAUUGACUUUGCAGUCACCAUAAUGUGGAAUGACAGUUUCCUUCCUUUUAGAUUGUCACUGCAAGAUAAUGCAGGAUUUCUUGGUGAAACUUACAAGCUCUUAUAUUCUUUAACUGAUAUUUGUGUUUUUCCCCAUAUAUAUUUAACCUUUUCAUCAAACUAGUGGGUGGGUUCUGUGCAAUAAUUCAGUGUCAGUUUUUCUAGCAGUUUUCUUAAUGUAUGCAUU